This is a messenger RNA of Eurytemora carolleeae, 3907 nucleotides long. RefSeq names its product attractin-like protein 1 (gene dsd). Gene Ontology annotation, molecular function: protein binding. The coding region runs from base 47 to 3838 and encodes 1263 amino acids. The record is from RefSeq and is a predicted model, not a curated record. NCBI's taxonomy places the organism in Eukaryota, Metazoa, Arthropoda, Copepoda, Calanoida, Temoridae. Gene Ontology annotation, cellular component: Golgi apparatus. The transcript is spliced from 30 exons.
UCUGAAAACUAGCUCUGUUGCCAGUUAAGCAGUCACAAAACCAAAAAUGUCCCGAGUGACACUUUUCCUCCUUUUAAAAUCAAAAUAUCGACGAAAAGGGCCACUUUCAGGUCAGAUAAACGUUAUUACUUUCUCUGUGAUUUUUAGUUUAUUAUUUGUGCCAGCUAGGACCAGUAUAGAGUUAGACCUUUGUAAAGAAAAUUGUAUAAACGGCGACUGUAUAGUGACAUCCACAGAUGAAGGUGAUACGUCGCGCUGUGACUGUUGGGAGGGUUGGAUGGGACAGCGCUGCGAGCUGUGUGGAGGGAAGGUUCGGUUGACCGACAAGGGACCCCGAAGUUGGAUAGCUGAGUCCUAUGGAAACUACACUUUUAACAUGAAGUGUAGUUGGUUGGUGGAAGCUGAAUCUCCAAACUCUAGUAUCAGACUUCAUCUAAACGAGUUUGCAACAGAGUGUGGGUGGGAUCAUCUGUAUAUAUGGGAUGGUGACAGUGUAUUCAGUGAUCUACAGGCUGUGUACUCUGGUUUAGUAAGAUUGGAACGCUACUCAACAGCCCGUGUUCCAGAAGUGGUUGGGAACAGUGGUUCCAUGCUCCUACAUUUCUAUAGUGAUGUUGCGUACAACAUGAGCGGGUUUAAUAUAAGUUUCAGCAUGGAUUCUUGUCCUACAGAAUACUCAGCUACUACGUGCAGUGGACAUGGAACAUGUAACGAGAAAUCAAAGGAAUGUGAGUGUGACCCCGACUACAAAGGAAUUGCGUGCGAGAUCCCUGCCUGUCCUCACAACUGUGGUCGGAACGGUAAAUGUGAUGAGACCAGGAAAAGAUGUGUCUGCUCCCCCGGGUUCAGGGGGGAGGAGUGUAACCAGCAGGAGGAGAUGGGAGUCUGGGAGCUACUCAACACAGGGCAGGGGCUCAGUAUGCUCAGGAAGUUGAGUUUGAAAAGUGGAGUUUGGUCUGAAGUAGAAGUUGACGGAUCUAGGUCUCCUAGUGAGAGAUAUGGACACUCUGUAGUAACUCAUGAUAACAAGAUAUACAUGUACGGAGGGGUCAUGCGCUCCGGUCAUGUUUCUAAGGAGUUGUGGGCGUUUAAUAUCUCAAGUGGGACCUGGCAGAUGGAGACUGUUAAUAGAGGACGGUGCCUUGGUAACCUCUGCGGAGAAAUCCACUGCGCCGGUCAUACUGCUACACUGGUAGAGAACAGGAUGAUGAUCAUGUUCGGACACUCGCCUAAAUACGGGUUCCUUGAUACAGUACAGGAAUAUCAUUUUGUGAGUCGGGAUUGGAAUGUUAUAGAAACCCAGGGUUAUCCAGUCAAAGGCGGAUACGGUCACUCCGCAAUAUUCGAUAAAUCUACCAAGAAAAUAUUCGUCUACGGCGGAUACGUAUCCAUUUCCAGUUCCGCCGCGGAGAUAUCAAACAGUCUCUACGCCUUCGAUAUUCAUGCUUCAAGAUGGGAACUACGCAAGGCGAGCUUUAGUCACCGCUACCUCCACAGUGCAGUAGCUGUCGGUGAACUCAUGCUGGUUUAUGGAGGGAAUACGCACAAUGAUACGCAGUUCUCACAGGGCGCUAAAUGUUACAGUGCAGAUUUUAUUGCAUAUGAUAUAGCUUGUGAUAAAUGGUAUAGCUUGGAGGAAACUGUUCCCAGGGAUUUUUCUGCUGACAUGCCUCGGUUUGGGCAUAGUGCAGUGGUAUACAAUGGCAGUAUGUAUAUCUAUGGAGGAUUCAACGGUCAGACUAAAAGUGAUAUUCUUGUAUUUACUCCAGGAGAAUGCUCGCAUGUCAAGGAUCCAUCUCAGUGCGUAUCCAGCAAGUUUGGCGUAAAAUGCGUCUGGAAUCGCAAGAAAGGAGUUUGCGAAUUGUACGCGGCAGAUAUUCAGCGGAGUGCGCAAGAAAUGUGUCAAGUGCCCUAUCCGGACAAUGCACCAUCUGUCAAUAACACUGAAGACUGCAACGUUGAGACGUCCUGCUCUAGUUGCCUGGCCACCAGUCAGCAGUGUGUAUGGUGUGGAGAUUCUUGUGCUUCUGAGAAAUGUCCAACCAGGAAAGACCUGAAGGCGGUUCACCGGUUAGGGGACUGCCCCGUCUCCGCCGCCAAGGAGAUGUGUGAGAACCUACACACCUGUGAGGGCUGCUCAGUCUCUACUAGAUGUAAAUGGAACACUGAGAAGCAAAGUGCGGAAAAGUAUUGUCGUGAGAAGAGUAUCUCCUCUAGUGGUAAUGAGGUUGAGGAGGGUGGAGGAGGAGGAGGUGUAGUUGUAGGGAAGAAGGAACCAGCAGGGAACUGUCCAGUUACUUGCUCUGAGAGGAAAUCCUGCCAUAACUGUACUAGUGGGACCUGUAUGUGGUGUCAUAAUCAGCAAAUGUGUGUUGACAGAAACUCCUACCUAAUCUCGUUUCCCUAUGGUCAAUGUAUGGACUGGACUACGACUGCUGAUCAAUGCCACGAAGCAGAGGACUCUAAUUCAACCAUACCAAACCUUUGCAAUGGAUACCAGACAUGCAGUACUUGUCUGAGUAACCCUGCCUGUGGUUGGUGUGAUGACGGACUAGAAACUGGACUAGGACGAUGCCAUGAAGGUGGAGGGAAGGGACCUCUUCAACGGAAAAAGAAUCAGAAUCAGUGGAUCUGGGAGAAGAGUACUGCAUGCUCUGAUGAGAAAAUGGAAUGGCAUUUCACCAGCUGCCCGGCCUGUCAGUGCAACGGUCAUAGCAACUGUACUUUAGCGGGCAUAUGUGACCAGCCUUGUCAACAUAAUACAAGGGGCUUGAACUGUGAGAAUUGUAAAGACGGGUUCUUUGGUAACCCUGUAAACGGUGGAACCUGUCAGAAGUGUGAAUGCAAUAAUCAAGGAAGUCUUUGUGAUCAUAAAUCUGGAAACUGCUUCUGUAAUACUAAAGGAGUGACGGGAGACCACUGUGAGAAAUGUGACACUCAAAACCAUUAUUUCGGGGAUCCGAUCAAAGAGUCCUGCUUCUAUGAGCUAGCCAUAGAUUAUCAGUUCACAUUUAAUCUCUCGAAACCAGAGGAUCGUCAUUAUACGGAGAUUAACUUCAAGAAUAUUCCAACCAAACCGGAGGUUGAUGUUGACUUCUCCAUCACGUGUUCCGUAGCCUCUAAGAUGAACGUCACCUAUCGCUAUGUUGGUAAGGACGGAGAGAGGAAAGAAGAUAAAAUUAUUUCAGACAAAAACUGCUCAAUGUUCAAAUACAGAUUUUCAAAGAGUGAUUAUGUGUUUGGGAAUGAGGAGAAUACGACCUUUUACGUGUACGUUUAUGAUUUCCAUUCUCCACUGUGGAUUGUUAUAUCCUUCUCCCAACAUCCUAAACUAGAUCUUCUUCAGUUCUUCAUCACAUUCUGCACAUGCUUCCUUGCGCUUCUGUUCAUUGCCGCGUUUCUGUGGAAAGUAAAGCAGAAGUACGACAGAUAUCGAAGACGACAGAGACUCUAUGUUGAGAUGGAACAAAUGGCGAGCAGACCUUUCGGUAGUGUGUUAGUAGAGUUGGAACGAAUACCAGACACAUCAGAACCCUCUAACAUUAGUUCCAGGAAGCGGCGUAAGAAAACCCGUCCUAGUCCUAUAGCCCUUGAGCCCUGUAUUGGGAACAGGGCUGCUGUGCUCUCCUUAAUAAUUCGACUUCCUACAGGAGGACACAGCUUCUCACCUCCAGGAAUUCAAGGUAUAGCUGUGGCGUCUAGUCUAGUAACCCUGGGGAAUCCAAGGAAACAGAGUACAGAUCCUUCACAGAAGACGAGUCCCAGCGGCCUCCUUACAACAGAGCCAGGAACAAAGGAAAGAGCUAGAAGAAUUCUACGCUGCAUUCACUCUAGUUGAUUCAUGUGAUUUGAUACCGAUACGAAUAGACUUGUUAUUUCUUAGAAUCAAAUAUAUUCUGAAGUUAGA